AUGGCCGACCGUCUUGCGAGUGAUGAGGUGAACAUUGUUAUUGGCGAAGGAGGUUUGUGGCAGGAUAACAGUGGUGGAGACGAUGUCGGACCAGAGGCCUUGCUUCAUGGUGGAGAGCAUUUCGAUGAUAUCUCUUAUUGGACUAGGAACAACCGAAAGAAUGGCGAUACCUUGCCCCGUGAAAUUAUGCUUGCCACUAUCCAACGCCUUGGUCUGAAGCGAACCACUCCUAGACAUUGGGUGGGAAAGACUCCUGCUCGCUCUUAUAAAGCUUAA
Seminavis robusta is the source of this 276-nucleotide messenger RNA. Lineage: Eukaryota; Bacillariophyta; Bacillariophyceae; Naviculales; Naviculaceae. The record is from the annotation of a GenBank genome assembly.